Molecule: messenger RNA, 547 nt
Organism: Salvelinus fontinalis (brook trout)
Lineage: Eukaryota; Metazoa; Chordata; Actinopteri; Salmoniformes; Salmonidae
Product: 60S ribosomal protein L27a-like
Exons: 4
Coding region: 16-507 (163 amino acids)
Biological process (GO): translation
Cellular component (GO): ribosome; cytosolic large ribosomal subunit
Molecular function (GO): structural constituent of ribosome
Source: RefSeq, a predicted model, not a curated record
ACUGGUGGGCCAAUCAUGACUGUGUUGCUACCUAGUUUGCUAACCUCAAGUGAUGUAUUGCAGCCCACCAAAAAGACCAAGACCAGGAAGCUCCGAGGGCACGUAAGCCACGGACAUGGUCGUAUCGGCAAGCACAGGAAGCAUCCUGGAGGUCGUGGUAAUGCUGGUGGCAUGCAUCACCACAGAAUUAACUUUGACAAAUACCACCCGGGCUACUUUGGUAAGGUGGGUAUGAGACACUACCAUCUCAAAAGGAACACGGUGCACUGCCCAACUGUCAACCUCGACAAGCUGUGGACGCUGGUGAGCGAGCAGACCAGGCUCAACUACGCCAAGAAGCCUGAGGGCCCCGCUCCCAUCAUUGAUGCUGUGCGCGCUGGCUACUUCAAAGUGCUGGGCAAAGGCAAGCUGCCCAAGCAGCCUGUGAUCGUCAAGGCAAAGUUCUUCAGCCGACGGGCGGAAGAGAAGAUCAAAGCAGUGGGAGGAGCCUGUGUGCUGAUGGCAUAAGCUCCUGUCAGUGUUUUUCGAAUAAACUGUAUAAAUGGGA